AUGGCCGAUGUCGACUCCAUCGUCAAAGGCGCCCCGCCGCCGGGCAAGGAGGACAAGGCCGCCGUCGGCACCACCGGUGUCGUCCCCGACUCGGGAAAGCAGGGCGACCCCUUGAGCCACACGCCCAGCUCCCCAUCCAUGAUCUACCUCAACCUCCUUAUUCUCGAGGCCUCUCUCCGCGCACAGUACCUCGAGCUGCGCGCCCGCCGUCGCCAUCAUACCUUCUUCUUCACCUUGCUCACCGCCUGGAUAUGCGGCUUCGGCUACGCCCUCUUCUUCGCCCCGCGCGAGGACGGCCGCGGCGUUGGCGGUUCCGUUUACUGGGGUGUUGAGACCUUUGAGAAGAUUUGCUUCAUGGGAGGUGUCAUGACUGCCAUUCUUGUGUGGGCUACAGGCAUAUGGGAACGGGGCAUCAGGUGGCCGCGUCGGUGGUUUCCCAUUUCUAACCGAGGCCUGCGCGGCUUCAACUGCAAGCUCGUCAUUAUUCGCCGUCCGUGGUGGGCCGAGAUGGGCUCAACCAUUGGCUUUUUCCUGACCUACGGCCUAUUCUCUCACACCGCGAGCUCCUCAUACCGAUAUGUCGAACCGUCCAUUCUCCGCGAGGUCGAGAAAGAACUGAGCCUCACCGCCGAGAACCACCCCACGCUGCCGAUUCUGGUCGAGGACGAAGAAAAGGGCGGCCACGAGGAGGACCUCGCGCCGGGAGGCGACUACGUUAAGCUUCUCCUGCUUGCGAAGCCAUUUACGCCAACCUUUAGGGAGAACUGGGAGAUCUACCGCACUGAGUACUGGGAAAAAGAAAACGAGCGCCGCGCCCUCAUCCAAAAGAAGCUCUCCGCUCGCGACCGCCAGGUGGCCAAGCAGCGCUGGGGCAUCUUCUGGUGGCUUCCCUGGCACCGCAUCGACCGCUCCAACCCCACCUCCGGUUCCCCCUCCCGCAGCGAGAAGGCGACGCUACACCCGCGCGCGGCGGCCAUUGAGCGCGAGCACCGACGCCGGAGUAGCAGCACCAGCGUACACCGUCGCAGCUCGACGAGCUCGUCCCGCAGCCUGACGCCCUCGGCAGUAGCGGCAGCAGUAGCCGAUGACCCAGACGGAAGCGUCAGCAGGAAGGCCAGCACGGGAUCCAACGCCUCAGACAAGAGAAGGAAGAAGCUGGGAUCCAUCUCCAAGUCCAAACGUCCGCACGUCGAAUCGAGGUCCGUCACGCCCGACAUACCGUCGCCGUUGGCCAGGGAGAGCAGCGUGACGCGGUCGGAUAGCGGUUCGGGAGCCGAGUCUGUGGCUGACCGGUCGUUGCGGCAUUCGUCUUCCAAGGCUAGCAUCAGUUCCUCCACCAACUCUGUGCGGGAGAAGCAACGCAAAGCCAGCGAGGCGUGA
Messenger RNA from Colletotrichum truncatum, 1380 nucleotides. Its product is annotated as Sporulation-specific protein spo7. The record is from RefSeq and is a predicted model, not a curated record. Lineage: Eukaryota; Fungi; Ascomycota; Sordariomycetes; Glomerellales; Glomerellaceae. Gene Ontology annotation, biological process: nuclear envelope organization. Gene Ontology annotation, cellular component: membrane; Nem1-Spo7 phosphatase complex. Gene Ontology annotation, molecular function: protein phosphatase regulator activity; phosphoprotein phosphatase activity.